AUGGAUAUCAAGAUUCAACUGUAUUUACAGGAAACUAUUUUCAACAACAAACAGCCUAUCAGUUAUCGUUGGCUAACUAGAGAAUUUUCAAUUCAUUCUUUAAAAGCUAAAAGAGCAUUGGCUUCCUUUUAUGAGUCUCAUAAAAACAAAUUAAAACCAACUUUCAUAAUAAUAGGAUAUCCCAGUGACUUGUUAUCACAGUCCAACUCAACAUUGAUAUCAGUGAUUGAAUUCGAUGACACUGAUAACUCUAAUAUUAUUAGCGAAAAGUUGAAUGAAAGAAAAUCCAAGUUUCAAAAAAUAAUAUCUCUUGAGGUUUACAGUUUAUGUUUAUUACAUUCAAAAAUUAAUUUAAAUCAGAUAAUAAGUGGAGCAGAAGCAAAAUUGUCAAAUCUUGCUUUUUCUUCAGAUACUAAAUACAACUAUAAUGAUUCUAACUUGGAAUUGUGGGGAGUGAUAAAGGGUUCUCAUUUAACAGAUAGUAUUCAUGAUACUUUGAAUAAUAAUAAAAAUGUAAAUAAGGCUUCAAAUGCUGAAAUAUCGACUAAAACUAUUAACAAUGAAAAGAAACAGAACAUCCCAAGUUUCAAUACAGGGCUAUCUUCUAAUUAUGUUUCUAGAAAAUUAGAGAAAAAGCCUCUUCACUCUAUAACUCCAGACACUGAUAUUAGAUCAACUAAAAGAUUUAAAACUGAUUCUUCUAUCAACAAUGGUUUAAAUAUGAAUAAAAGCAAGGUAAAUACAAGCAUUGAUAAUGUUAACAGAUCUUCAGUAAGGAGCAAGACUGAAAAUCCACCUCAAAAGUAUGUUUAUGUUUCAAGAAAACAAGAAACUAAAAAACCCAAAGAAAAAGUUAUAGUUUCGAAUAUAACUGAGAGUGGUGACGAAAGUGAUGGAUUUGAGGAAAUUGGAACUUCUAUCAACAAAAAUUUCAGCAAGGGUCUCACUAAAAUGCAGGAGGAAAGUCUAAAACAAAGAAAAGAACUCGAAACUUUAUUUAAUGAUGAUAACGAUGAGGAAAUGGUGGACCCAGAUUUAGAUGCUUUUUCACUCGAAAAUAAAAAUAAAAAUAAAAAUAAAUUAGAAAAGGAUAUAAAUAACAAAAGUAUGAAUGAUGAUACUGAAAUGAUUGAAAUAGAUGUAGAUAAUGAACUGUCAGUUGAAAAAAUAAAUAAGAGUUCUUUCGAUAAUAAGUCCGGAUCAAAGGUGAAAUUAUUUGCAGAAUCCGAACUAUUCUCUAAACAAAGAAAUAUUAGUGGCGAACCAGAAACUAUUAUAAAAAAAGAACCUCAAAUGUCUAAUUUUGUGGAUGAAGAUGGUUAUCUUGUAACCCAAGUUGAUAAAAGUUCUAAAACAACAAAAGCCAAACCAAAACUACAAUCAAGACCUAAAGCAAAAAAUAGUGUCAAUGAUGCAAUUUCAAAUUCAAAAAAGGGGAAACAAAGCUCUAUAAUGAAUUUUUUUGGAACAAGAUAA
This is a messenger RNA of Ascoidea rubescens DSM 1968, 1476 nucleotides long. Its product is annotated as DNA polymerase delta subunit POL32. Gene Ontology annotation, molecular function: DNA-directed DNA polymerase activity. The record is from RefSeq and is a predicted model, not a curated record. Gene Ontology annotation, biological process: DNA replication; DNA strand elongation involved in DNA replication; nucleotide-excision repair, DNA gap filling. Lineage: Eukaryota; Fungi; Ascomycota; Saccharomycetes; Ascoideales; Ascoideaceae. Bases 1 to 1476 code for a protein of 491 amino acids. The transcript is spliced from 2 exons. Gene Ontology annotation, cellular component: nucleus; delta DNA polymerase complex.